AUGCGUGCUGGCGCCAGUUCGGCGCUUCUCCUGCUGAUCUCGAAGUACGUUUUUCCUUUUUCUGUUAUCUGGACCCUUGCGACCACCAGCGCUGCCCGAGGGGCACCGUCGAGGCCUGCCAGAGUCCUGCGGAGUGCCCUGGGUGCUUCGAGUGCACGGCGACGGACACCAGCCUCGCGCUCCUGCCAGGGCCACGUCUUCGAUGUUGUCCCGUCGCGGGUCGACUGCCUCCUGUCAGCUGGCCGCGGCGCCCUGCCUGCGGGCAGGCGCAGGGAGGCCGUUGCCCUGGGCGCCCUGGGCCCGGACCGCAGCGGCUGCGUCUUCGGCGCUGGCAGCGUCCUGCUUCUGCAUGCGGACGUGGCCGCGGCAUACGUGAUCUGGCAGGGCAUCUGCCACCUUGACGCUGACCAUGCUGUCGGGCGCUUCCAGAAGACUGCGCACCACGGGCCGGCAGGCCCUAGCCACACCACGCCAAGCAGGACGGCCACCACGACGAGGAGGACUUACAAGGCGUGGGACGUGGAGGUGGCGGCGGCGGCACUCCCCGCCGCUAUGCCAGCCGAGGGGUCGCCCACUGUCGGUGCGGAGGCAGGUGAGGCGGCUUCCCCUGCUGCGGACCUGCUCGGGGCCGCGUGGCAACCGCACAGUGCCGCCGCCGCGCCCGAGGCGGCGCGGCGGGGCGAGGCGCGGGGCCGCGCCGCCGCUGGCUCGUCGGCCGUGCGGGGCCGGUCGGAGCACCCGGAGGGCCGGGGCGCCGCGCCCGUCGGCGGCGCAGGGGGAGGUCGGUGCGGCCGCAAUGGUUUGGGGAAGGGCAGACAGCAACUCUUCCGGCGGCGUCAACUUGUAGCCGGUAUAUGUGAGCCGCGUUGCUGCAAAGCGCUGCGUUGA
Messenger RNA from Prorocentrum cordatum, 888 nucleotides. The record is from the annotation of a GenBank genome assembly. Lineage: Eukaryota; Dinophyceae; Prorocentrales; Prorocentraceae.